GACAAGAUAACGUAUGCUGUACUCGGUUUGUGCGUUUGGCUUCGAGGUGAGGCACCAGCAAAUCUCCUGGAUCCCUAAUCAUUGAGUUAAUACGUCACGCGUCAGAGCUGUGAACACGUGGUACCUGUCAGUGUCAGCCCGAUGAAGCGUGGGGCAGCACCUACCCGACAGAAUGCAUGCACUGGGCAAAGUCCAGGGCUGAGGUCCCGGCUCCGUUCAGGAAACAAGUCUUCAAAGUGAGGGCGAACCACCGGCCUCAGCUGCCCUCACAUUCCUCUACACAAACAGAUGUACAAAAAGUUAGACGAGGAGGAGAGACUGAAAGGUUUAACGGAAUCCUUUUCCAGAACAGCAGCGAGUUUUGAAUAAUGACUGAAACAACAUUUAAGCAACACCUGGAGGCCAUCAGCGUUCUUCAGUGGGUGUUAACAUUUCUGAUAAUGGGGUUUUCCUUUGCACUGCUGUUCAUCUACUUGAUGUUUACGUCUCUAUGGAUAAUACCUGUUGUGUACGGCACUUGGUUAUUCUUUGACUGGAACACACCGGAACAAGGAGGUCGGAGAUUUGACUGGGUCAGAAGAUGGGCAGUAUGGAAGCACCAUCGGGAUUAUUUCCCAAUUAAGAUGGUGAAAACAGUAGAUCUGAGUCCUGAGAGAAACUAUGUUUUUGGUUAUCAUCCACAUGGGAUAAUUUGUGCUGGUGCUUUCUCCUGUUUUAGUACUGAAGCAACUGAUUUCACCACCUAUUUUCCAGGAAUUCGACCAUGCUUGGCUACGUUAGCAGGACUUUUCCGGCUGCCAGUAUAUCGAGAUUACAUAAUGAGUGCAGGUAUGUGUCCUGUAAGCAAACCUAGUCUACAGUACCUGCUUUCCCGAAAUGGAACAGGAAAUGCAGUAGUGAUUGUUGUUGGCGGAGCAGCUGAGUCUCUGAACUGCAGUCCAGGGCAGCACCAGGUGACUCUGAAGAACAGGAAAGGUUUUGUGAGAUUGGCACUGGAGAAUGGUGCUGAUUUGGUGCCAGUUUACGCCUUUGGAGAAAAUGAGAUUUUUCAGCAGGUGAUUUUUGAAGAGGGAACGUGGAAGCGGUCCUUGCAACUAAAGUUUCAGAAGUAUAUUGGCUUUGCUCCCUGCUUGUUCAAAGGUGAAGGACUACUGUCAAACAAAAUAUGGGGAUUGCUGCCUUAUCGUAAAUCCAUCACAACAGUCGUGGGCAGGCCUGUAUCAGUGACCCGGAUUACCAAGCCAUCUGAAGAAGAGGUUAACAAGUAUCAUAUACUAUAUAUGGAAGCCCUCAAAAAACUCUUCAAUGAGCACAAAGUGAGCUGUGGACUGCCUGAAAGUCAUGAGCUGACCAUUGUUUAAAGACACCAUACAUGUCACUGUGUGACUGUUUUUUCACCCUCAUUAGUAUUUCCAUAAUCAGAUGGAAUUGCUGUACAUGCUGUAUAGUUAUAUAUCUCUAUAUAAAUAUAUACAAUUUCUAUAGAACUGUCUUUUUAUUUGUAAAAAAUGCUGAUUGUUGUCUUGCCAGCACAUUAUCAAAAGCAAUAAAACUGUAAAGCGCUGAACUCUGUAAAUGGCUCAAGCAGAGAUCCAUGCUAGACAUAUGCAAGAGUUGUUUGUCAUUUUUACAAGCAUAUCAAAUAAAAAUGAAGGUUUCCAAGUGCCCUA
Protopterus annectens (West African lungfish) is the source of this 1670-nucleotide messenger RNA. It is a transcript of the gene MOGAT3, whose product is annotated as monoacylglycerol O-acyltransferase 3. Lineage: Eukaryota; Metazoa; Chordata; Ceratodontiformes; Protopteridae. The record is from RefSeq and is a predicted model, not a curated record. Gene Ontology annotation, molecular function: diacylglycerol O-acyltransferase activity. The transcript is spliced from 8 exons. Gene Ontology annotation, biological process: triglyceride biosynthetic process. Gene Ontology annotation, cellular component: endoplasmic reticulum membrane. The coding region runs from base 369 to 1361 and encodes 330 amino acids.